Messenger RNA from Emiliania huxleyi CCMP1516, 5635 nucleotides. RefSeq lists its product as hypothetical. Gene Ontology annotation, cellular component: cytoplasm; actin cytoskeleton; vesicle. Lineage: Eukaryota; Haptophyta; Isochrysidales; Noelaerhabdaceae. The transcript has 14 exons. The coding region runs from base 63 to 5429 and encodes 1788 amino acids. Gene Ontology annotation, molecular function: microfilament motor activity; actin filament binding; ATP binding. Gene Ontology annotation, biological process: vesicle transport along actin filament; actin filament organization. The record is from RefSeq and is a predicted model, not a curated record.
AGACCGCGAGCCGCCCCGCCCAUCCUUGUUUUCGGCUGCCGCGCGUGCUUGUGUUCGCGGCGAUGGAGGUCACCACGAAGAUGCGUAUCGGUGAUCCGGUGUGGCUCCGCGGCGCCAAGAAGGGCGGAGAGCCCUUCGAGCUCGGGCAGGUCACAAAUGUGCAGCAGAAUGGCGCACGCGUGACUGUCGCCGACGCGAGUGGCGCUGAGCGAGCGUUUGACGCUGCAAACGCAGACGUAUUUCCAGCCAACCCGGCGGGGAGCACCGCGCCCGACCACUGUGGGCUAAUCCACCUCAACGAGCCCUCCAUCCUCGAGAACUCGCGGGCUCGCUACGCCUCGGAUGACAUCUACACCUACACGGGCAAGAUUCUGAUCGCGCUCAAUCCGUUUGCCAACCUAUCAUCCAUCUACAGCGAGGAGACGAUGGCAAAGUACAAGGACAAGGACGUCGGCGCGCGCGGCGCCGAGCCUCACGUGUAUGCGAUGGGCGAGGCGGCGUACAAGCACGUGAAGCGGAACAAGACGCCGGCGGCCAUCAUCAUGUCGGGCGAGUCCGGCGCCGGCAAGACGGAGACGACCAAGCACAUCAUGCGCUACCUGGCUUGGCGCUCCGAGUCGGUGAGCAAGAAGGCGGAGGGGAAGCUCGACACGCUCGCCGACGCCAUCCUCGGCACCAACCCUCUCCUCGAGGCCUUCGGAAACGCAAAGACGGCGCGCCAGAGAGCAACGCCACCGCGUACCGCUUCGCCGCCGCCGCCGCCGCCGCCGCCGCCGCCGCCGCCAUCUCGCUGCCGCCACCUCGCCGCCACCGUGCGCAACAACAACUCGUCCCGCUUCGGCAAGAUGAUGCGCCUCCACUUUGAGCCGAGCGGCGCGGUGGCGGGCGCCUACAUCAAGACGUACCUGCUCGAAAAGUCGCGAGCGGUGGCCAUCACCGACCCGGAGCGAAACUACCACAUCUUUUACCAGCUCUGCGCCGCGGGCCCCGCCGAGGACAAGGCGCCGCAUCGCGGCUCGCUCCUGGCCAGCCUCAAGCCGACGGACCUGAACAUGCUCAACCAGUCCAAGUGCAUCGAGCUCAAGGGCAAGAGCGACGCCAAGGACUAUGCGGAGACGGUCCAGGCGAUGGACACGCUCGGCAUCCCGAAGAAGGAGCAGUCGGAGCUCUUCCGCGUGCUCUCUGCGCUGCUGCUGCUUGGCAACAUCAAGUUCACCGACGACGCAAACGACAAGGCCGUCUUCGACGAGCAGCUCGGCAAGGGCGACUUUUGCAAGGCGGCCGAGGAGCUGCUCGCGUGCGGCGCCCUCUCCAAGAACCUGACGAGCAAGGUGAUGAAGGGCAAGGAGAAGCCCGACGGCCGCCGCUCCAUCUACACGAUCGCCUACUCGGCGAAGCAGGCGGGGGCCGUGCGCGACGCGGUGGUCAAGUCCAUCUACACGCACCUCUUCGACUGGAUCGUGGAGAAGGUCAACACCUUCAUCGCCGGCAACGAGUCGACCCCGUCGCUGCCGUACGUCGGACUCCUCGACAUCUUCGGCUUUGAGAACUUUGCGCACAACUCGUUCGAGCAGCUCUGCAUCAACUUCGCAAACGAGAAGCUGCAGCAGUUCUUCCUCACGCAGGUCUUCAAGGAGGAGGAGGUGCUGCACGUCAAGGAGGGCGUCCCGUGGAAGGAGGUCGAGUACCAGGACAACACGCCGUGCAUCGAGCUGAUGGAGAAGCCGCCCAACGGCAUCUUCCGGCUGCUCGACUCGCAGUGCAAGGCGCCAAAGGCGAGCGAGGAGGCGCUGUGCGAGCAGGUCAACGAGACGCACAAGAAGGGCGGCUUCCUCGCGCCGACGCGCCUCAAGCGGAUGCGGGACGGGGAGGGCUUCAUCGUGCGGCACUACGCGGGCGACGUCGUCUACGAGACGAGCACCGUCAUCGGCAAGGCGACCAAGGUUUCCGAGGUGUCGUUGCUCGAGAAGAACAACGACACGCUGCAGGAGGACUGGCUCGAGCAGCUGGCCGGCUCGGAGGUGCCGCUGCUCAAGUCGCUCUUCUCGCCCGGCUGGGAGGCCGCCCUCAAGGCCAAGAAGUCGGCCUCCUUCUCCAGCGUCGGCAAGCGCUUCGUCAACGACCUCAACUCGCUGCUCGACGAGCUCAAGGCGUCCAAGGCGCACUUUGUGCGCUGCAUCAAGCCAAACUCGAAGCAGGUCAAGAAGGAGUUCGAGCCGGCGAUGGUGCUCGACCAGCUGCGCUGCUCGGGCGUCGUCGAGGCGGUGCGGGUCAUGACGGAGGCGUACCCGACGCGCAUCCCGUACGAGGUGAUCCACGGGCGCUACGCGCCGCUGAUGGGCAAGGAGGUGCUCGACGCGACCGGCGACGAGCCGGCGGCCUUCUGCGAGGCGAUCGCUAUCGCGUGCGACGUCGCCCCCGGCGACUUUGCGCUCGGGCUGACGAAGCUCUUCCUCAAGGUUGGCUGCGGCGUCUUCCUCGAAGACCUCGCCUCGAUGGACACGGCGGUGGUCGUGCCGCUGCUCGUCGCCAAGAUCGCCGAGUCCAAGCGCAAGAAGGGCGCCGAGAAGGUCAUCGGCAACGCCGUCUACGGCUGGUUCCUGCGCAAGCGGUACAAGGAGAAGAGGGCGGCCGCCGCCCUCGCGCAGCACCGGAUGCGCACGCUCAAGGCGCGGCGCGAGUACCAGAAGUGGUCCAAGGAGCGGCAGGAGCGACUCAAGCGCGAGGCGGCGGAGCGCACCAAGAAGGAGGCGGAGGAGAAGGCGAUGCGCGAGGCCGAGGCCGAGGCGCGCCGCAAGGCCGAGGCCGAGGCGUCCGCCAACAAGAAGAAGGCGGACGAGAAGGCCGUGGCGGCUGCGGUUGCGAAGGCCAAGGCGGAGGCCGAGGCGCGGGUCGCGGCCGAGAUGGCGGAGGCCGAGGCGCGCGUCGCGGCCGAGAUGGCCGAGAACGAGGCGCGCAACGCGGCGAAGCAGAAGCUCGACCGCAAGCGCAGCGACUCGAACGUGUUCGGCUCGCAGCCGAUGGUGGAGGCCACCCUCGCGUCGCCGCGCGGCCGCGCGGGGAGCACCACUCGGCGUCCCUCGUUCUUCGACGCCGCCUCGAACGCGAACCUGACCGAGGCGCUCACCGAGGCGCAGAAGGAGAAGGAGGCGGAGAAGGUGGCCGGCGGCGGCAUCGACGGCACCAUGUCGCUCGAGAAGGCGUCCUCCAACCACGCGGUCAAGAAGGAGGAGUACUUUGACGUGCUGAUCAUCCGCGACGUGGGCAAGGGCACGCUCGGGAUCGCCGUCGACCUGUGGGAUGGCGAGGUGACGGUGGGCGCCAUCACGACGGGCGGCCCGGCCGACCGCGAGGGCACGCUCGUGCAGGGCGACGUCAUCAAGGGCGUCGACGGCUGCCCGUGCAACACGAUCGAGGAGGUGACGGGGAUGGUGCAGAAGGCGCCCAAGGACAUCCGCCUGUCGAUCUGCCGCCGCCCCGUUUCUGUCGUGCUCGAGUCGAUGAUCCGGAUGCGCAUGCCGAGCGGCGAGUGGGAGCCGUUCGCCUUCCGGCUGCUCUCGAACCGCAACAUCGAGUUCGAGAAGCUGUCACCGCCCGUCUACGCGGGCGAGAUCCACGCGCGGCUGGCGCAGUCGCUGAAACUGGUCGAGGAGCGCGGCGGUGACAAGGUGCUCGAGAUCGUGACGGGACACAAGCACUUCCAGAUCAAGUGCGAGACGAUGCUCGAGCUCGAGACGUGGCAGCUGCGGCUGCAGGAGGUCAUCAUGCUGCAGGAGAAGGUCGCCAACGUGGCGCACGGCUGGCUGCUCAAGGAGGAGCCGGCGCAGAGCGGCAGCGGCACGCAGUUCAAGCACUACUGGUUCGUGCUCUUUUCCAACGGGAUCCUCAUGUACUUCGCCGACAUGCAGCGCGCCGUGCUCGGCCAGGCGCUCGGCUUCAUCCCGGUCGAGAACUGCGUGGAGGAGACGCGCAACGCGUCGAUGCACACGAUCAGCAUCAAGUGCUCCUUCAAGACGUGGCUGCUCGCUACCAAGAGCAAGGAGAGCAUGCUGCAGUGGGCCGCCUCGCUCAAGGUUGCGGCGCCCAGCGACGCGAGCGCCAAGCCCGCCAUCGACGCGGUGCUCGCGCAGGGCUGGUGCGACCUGCCGCGCGACACGCCCGAGGGCGAGGUGUGGGCGCGCCACUGGUUUGUCCUCAAGUCGUCUGCGCUGCAAAUCUACCCCGAGGAGCAGAAGAAGGCGGCCGCCAAGGGUCCGCUCGGCGAGCCGUCCGCGUCGCUGCAGUCCACUGCGAUGAAGACGGCCACGCGCGCGCAGGGCGCCGACUUUUACAAGUGGGGCAUCGUCGUCGAGACGACGGACGGCACGCUGCUCCGCAUGCGCGCGACGGGGCAGAGCGAGAUGCGCCAUCUCCUCUCCACGCUCAACGUCAACUGCAUCCCGACGGAGGCAGUGGCGACCCUGACCGAGCAGCUCAAGGCGGGCUACCUGUACAAGCGCGCCGAGACGCGCAAGGCGAAGCCGUGGGGGCAGCGCUGGUUCGUCCUCGAGGUGAUGACGGACGCCGGCCCGGAGGAGGGCACCGUCGUGCGCACAGGGCAGCCCCGCCUCCCACUCUCUCGCGCGAUCGCGCAGCUCACCUACUUCAACAACUCGAAGGACGCGGCCAUCAAGAAGAGCCCCACCGUCAUCCAUCUCAAGGAUGCGACCAAAGUCCAGACCGCUCUCGGCAAGACGCACAAGACCGAGCACCGCGUGCUGCUCUCCACGCCCGACCGCGAGUCGGGCCUUAUGGAGCUCGGGCAUGGCGACAAGGAGGUGGCCGACGAUUGGGCAAAGCUGCUGCAGUUCUGGAUCGGGCCACCGAAGGUGGCGCAGGGCAGCAUCGGUGGCGAGGCGAAGGUGGUUCGCUCGGCGUGGAUGGAGGUCAAGUGGGAGGCGCACCGCGCCGCCGAGCUGACCGACGACGACCUCGCGCGCUCGGAGACUAUCUCCAAGAGCUCGCCCUCCUUUGCGCGCUCCUUCUUCCGCAAGAAGAAGGAGGAGGCCGAGCCGGCCACCAAGCCGUCGCGAGCCUCGGUCGAGGCCUCCCCGCCGCCGCUCGGGGCGGACGGGACGGAGGGCGCCGAGGACGCGGGCGCCGACGAGGAGCAGACCUUUGCGUGGGCGUAUGUUGCGCUCCUCUCGGAGCCCGGCUCCGGUGGCGGGCUCACGCUGCGGCAGUAUACGGACGAGGCGAUGACGACCGAGGUGGGGCGGCUCCAGCUCGGCUACCGCGUGCAGGCCGCGGUGCUCGACGAUCCGAUCGAGGACUACGAGACCGCGUUCCGAGUCGUGCCGGACGGCAAGGCUUCCGACACGUGGCUGCUGUGUCCGGGCUCGGACGCGGCGAGUGCCGACUGGAUUGCGACAAUCAUGCCCUCAGCGUAGAGCGCGGCGUGGCGCGGCUGGGUCCGCGGUGCGCGCGGCGCUGCCAACACAGAACUGUCAAAUAUGCGCAGCCGCUAACGGUGUGCGUGAAUUAUCGAUCACCGCAUCGAUGAGUGGAGUGCGCGUGCCAUCCUGCAUCCUCAGUCUACUCUCUCUUUCUCCCAGCGCUCUCUCUUUCUUUUCCAUUGAAAAAUUGAUUUGUGACA